AUGAAUAGGAUUAAUAGAAAGCUGAAGUUUGAUAAUAUGUUUUGCGUAGAACCCCGGGGCCUGUCCGGUGGACUAUGUCUUCUAUGGAAAUCUAAUGUGAAUGUUAAUGUUUAUGAAUGGUGUGACAACUAUAUUAAAGCCAAUAUUAACAUUAAUAAUGAUUUGAAAUGGCAGGGCAUUUUUGUGUAUGGAAAUCCUGUUUUUAAGAAGCGAAGGAAACUAUGGCAGGAGCUCACGAUUUACCAGAACGUUAGCCUAAAAGCAGCUCCGGCCAUAAGCUCGGAUCAUUGUGCGCUCAUAUUGGAUUUACAACCGAGAGGGAGGAUAAAAAGAGAAUUCAAGUUUGAGGCAUUUUGGGCUGAACAUGAGGAGUGCAAAGAGGUGAUCAAGAAGGGUUGGCAACAAGAUGAGGGAAAUAGGAAUUGUUGGGGCAAAUUCAUUAGAAAGAGAAACAGAUGCAUAAGGGAGCUGAUGGAAUGGAGCAAACGAAAGUUUAAGAGAGCAGAUAAAGAACUAGAAAGAAAGAAAGCAGAAUUACAUCACAUCCAAGAGAGCGAUAUGUCAGAAAGAGACCAAAGAAGAGAGAGGGAAUUGAAGAACCAAAUAUCAGAACUAUGGAAACAAGAGGAGAAAUAUUGGGGGCAAAGAUCAAGGCUGAAAUGGCUAAAAUGGGGGGAAAAAAACACAUCAUUCUUUCAUGCAACAACCAUUCAGAGAAGAAUUAGGAACAGAAUUGACAAAGUGAAAGAUGAAACAGGCCAGUGGAUACAAGGAGAGGCAAGCAUAAUGAGGUUGGUGGAAAGGUACUACACUAAAUUAUUCACCUCCGAAGGGGACAGAAACUUGGAAGAGUGUGUAAAAGACAUACCAAAAAGAGUUACUAGAGAGAUGAAUGAGGAGCUAAUGGCAAAAAUUAAAGAUGAGGAAAUAAGGGAGGCUGUUUUCAGUAUGGGAGGACUGAAAGCUCCAGGGCCAGAUGGUUUAAAUGGGCUUUUCUUCCAACAACACUGGGAGAUCUUAAGCAAAGAAGUCUGUGGAGUAGUGAAGCAAAUUUUUGAAGAAGGAUGUAUACCAGGGGAUCUAGGGGAAACUACUGUUGUUUUGGUGCCCAAGGUUAGCCAACCUGAAAGCCUAAAUCAGCUCAGACCAAUAAGUUGCUGCAACUUUGCAUAUAAAAUAGUAACUAAGGUCCUGGUGGGAAGGCUAAGGAAAGUGUUAGAUCAAAUCAUAUCUCCAGUUCAGAGUGCAUUUGUCAAAGGAAGACUCAUACAAGACAAUAUAAUUAUAGUGCAAGAAGCUUUUCAUAUGCUAAAUAAAAAAGGAAACGCUGGAAGUCAGGACCUAGCGAUAAAAUUGGACAUGAAUAAAGCCUAUGAUAGAUUGGAGUGGAAUUUUAUGCAAAGGGUCAUGGAAGAACUUGGAUUUAGUAAUGAAUGGGUGAGGCUGGUUAUGAGCUGUGUUAAAAGCGUCACUUACAGAUUUAAAAUAAAUGGGAAGCUAUCCAGUAGAAUUACCCCACAAAGAGGACUUAGGCAGGGAGACCCAUUAUCACCAUACCUCUUCAUUUUGGCAGCUGAAAGCUUCACUAUUCUGAUGGAAAAGGCGAGAAGGGAUAGGCUGAUUUCUGGAAUAAGAUUAGCUCAAUCUGCACCGGUCAUCACUCAUUUGUUAUUUGCUGACGAUUGCAUAAUUUUUGCAGGUGCGGAAGAGGAGGAGAUAUUUCAACUAAUCCAGAUUUUAAACAAAUACACGGAGGCAUCAGGACAAAGAAUCAACAUUGAAAAAUCCGGGCUAAUCUUUGGAAGCCAAGUAUCUAUACAAAAGAGGGUGAACAUAGAAGAGAUAACUGGAAUGGCGUCAUGGGAUGAUCCAGGAAGAUAUUUAGGGCUGCCUGCAAGAUGGGGAAGAUCCAAAAAUAGGGCGUUGGAGUGGAUAAAGGAGAAAAUACUUGACAAAAUGCAAGGAUGGAAAGAGAAGCUGCUAAACCAAGCUGGAAAGGAGAUUUUGAUAAAAGCAGUAAUUCAAGCGAUCCCGGCUUUUGCUAUGAACAUCAUCAAAUUCCCAAAAUCAUUCUGCAGAGAAAUCGAGGCUGCAAUAGCGAGAUUCUGGUGGGCAAACAAUGGGAGGGAAAAAAGUAUCCAUUGGAAAAGCUGGAAAAAGUUGACUAGGAGUAAAACAAACGGAGGCUUAGGGUUCAAGGAUUUGGAGUGUCAAAACAUUGCGCAUCUAGCGAAACAGACUUGGAGGCUGCUAAAAGAGGGGGAAGCUAUUUGGGCAAAGACGCUAAAAGCAAUUUAUUACCCUAAUUGUAGCUUAUGGGAAGCGAAAGAAGGAAGAAAUGCGUCAUGGAUAUGGAAAAGCUUGUUGGAGGGAAGGGAUUUUAUUAGGAAGAAAGGAAGAUGGAGCAUAGGGAGUGGAAUGGAAAUAGAUAUAUGGGAGGAUAAUUGGGUGGCAGGAAUUGGGAAAUUGAGGAGAUAUGGAGAAGAACAAGUCAGAAAAGUGAGUGACCUUAUAAAGCAUGGAGAGGGCUGGAAUGAAAACAGAAUCAGAGAAAUAUUUCCGGGGAACAUAGCAGAAUCUAUCACAAGAACACCUAUAAGCCUGAUUAACAAAAAGGAUAAUCUGAUCUGGCCAUACACAGCCGAAGGACAUUACACAGUGAAAUCAGGUUACCGGGCUGCGAAAGAGGAGAAAGAUGCAAAAGAAGAGGAAAAAUUAAAUGAAGCUUCAUCAAGUCAGAAUCACAGGGAGAUUUGGGGGACUAUAUGGAGACUACCAGUGCCACAAAAGAUCAGAAUGUUCCUAUGGAAAGCAGUGGAAGGUAUUCUACCAGUAAAUAGCAAUUUGUACAAGCGCAGAUGUGCAGUUAAGCCUUCAUGUAGCAUUUGCCAGGAUGAGAAUGAAACUGUCGAACAUGCCUUACUCUUAUGUCCGUGGACGAGGGCGGUUUGGUUUGGAUCAAGUAUUCAAAUAACACCUACAGCCUAUAAUGUGGCAUCGUUUGGAAGAUGGAUAUGGGAUACAGUACAGAAAAUAAGAAGGGAGACAGGGAAGGACCAGGAAAGGAUACUAUGUAAGCUGGGGUGUGUGUGUUGGUACAUUUGGAAGACAAGAAACCAAUACAUAUUCCAGCAAGCAACAAUCAAUCCAAAACAGGCAAUAAUCAAUGCAGAACAACUAGCAGCAGAAUACCACAACACAACAAGCGGCAGUAGCACACAACAUAAUUCAAGCAAAGGCAGGAUUGGGGAUAAGAAGAGAGUUACCUGGAGACCCCCACCACAAGACAGGUUGAAGGUCAAUACUGAUGCAGCGUUCCAGAAAGAUACAGGUAAGGCAGCUUCAGGCGUCGUCAUUAGGAAUUGGCAGGGCAAGUUCAUUACUGGGACAACAACAAAAUUUACCACAACUUCAGCAACAGCAGCAGAAGCUCAGGCAUACAGAGAAGCUCUAAUACUAAUAAAGAAUUUACAAAUAGAAAAUUGUAUAAUUGAAACAGAUUGCUUACAACUGGUCCAAGUUGUCAAGGCGAGAACGCCAAUAGUGGAGGCAGACGCAAUUCUCAGAGACAUUCUGCAAUUGCUUGAAGAGGCGCCAACUGUAGGAGCUACCUGGACUCCAAGGGAAGGCAACAUAGUAGCCCACCAAUUGGCAGCGAUGGCAUUGGGGAAUGUUCUCACGAGCCAGUGGACUUACAAUAUGCCUAAUCCAGUUAGAAAUUCAAUUAGAACAGAAGCCACAUUCGCAAUCUCUCACCAUAAUCAAUUGCCGCAAAUUCAACAGGUUGGGCAUUCGUUCCCUACCAAUCAGCAAAGAAUACAUAAAGAACGGGACAUACCUCUGAGGGGAGGAAUGGAUACACGAGACAUGCAUCAAGCUGAACGGGCAGAGAAGCAUCAACCCAAUGCGGCGCAGGGGCGAACCAUGGAGAGGAGCAACCACAUUGGCAGAGAUGAGGGAGCAGAUCGACGAAGGAGUGCAGAUGGCUAUGAUCCAUGGCGGAAAGCCUCUCACCUUCCACCUUUCACUCCCCUUUCCCUGUCGAGCCGUCACCAACGCACUUCACCGCCGUCGCCACCGUCUGAAGAAGCAACGCGCCGCACUGCCGCUGCACCUUCUUCUCCCAUACGUCGCACUGUCCCUGUGCUCCCUACAACCGACGCCGCUACUGCACCUUCUUCUUCUUUACAUCACGCCCCCUACUCUCAACGCUACUACUGCACCUUCUUCUCCCAUGCGUCGUGCCGCUCCUGUUCUUCUUGCAAGCAACGCUGCUACUGCUCGCCUUCUUCUCCCCUCUGUGAUGUCGCACCAUCGUCGAGGCAGAGGCCUUGUUUCACCACUGUUCCAACGCUGCACCUCUGCCCUGACUUCUACGCUGUUGCGUCGUGUCUUCGUCACUUCCAUCACGAGAAACCAGAGUCACAAUACAGCAGCGGCGGCACAGGAUUGCGAGAGCGGUUGCGGCCAAAAUAA
This is a messenger RNA of Arachis ipaensis, 4476 nucleotides long. The record is from RefSeq and is a predicted model, not a curated record. Lineage: Eukaryota; Viridiplantae; Streptophyta; Magnoliopsida; Fabales; Fabaceae.